Messenger RNA from Diorhabda carinulata, 4615 nucleotides. RefSeq lists its product as uncharacterized. Gene Ontology annotation, biological process: carbohydrate metabolic process. The coding region runs from base 322 to 1155 and encodes 277 amino acids. The record is from RefSeq and is a predicted model, not a curated record. Lineage: Eukaryota; Metazoa; Arthropoda; Insecta; Coleoptera; Chrysomelidae. The transcript has 6 exons. Gene Ontology annotation, molecular function: isomerase activity; carbohydrate binding.
GAAACGUUCGAUCCAACCAUUAUCUAAAAUGUUUCUGUUUUUUGUAUACAGAUGAAAAACUCGUCAUUUGAGCUUCUGCAUAUUUAGAUCGUUAGAUGCCAUUUGUGAGUGUAUUUGAAUUAUAUAGCAGGUGGUGGUGCAGCGACUUGUUUUUACACUCUAUAUUAUUUUUUUCACUACCGACAGAGGGACUUAACACCUGUGGUGUGUCCGCGCAGGUAAUACCGCGGAAAUUGUGAUUUUAAGUGUAGAAACACGUAAACAUCGAGCAUCAGCAUCUUUCAGCCGGCUGAAGCAGGCUUGUGGCUAACAAAAACGGUUAUGGCAGCUACUAGUGUGGUAGUCUUAGAUAGGGGAAAUAAUACUACCUGCACUAUUAAUCUACAUGGUGCCACUGUUGUUUCAUGGAGAGUUAAUAAUCAAGAACAACUAUUUGUAAGCAAACAAGCAGUGUUUGAUGGCAAAAAGGCAAUAAGAGGUGGCAUACCAUUUGUUUUUCCUCAAUUUGGACCGUGGAAUUUUGGUCCACAACAUGGUUUUGCUAGAAUUGUUAGAUGGAACUUAGAAAAAGCACCUGAAAGACUGCCAAGUGGAGAUGUAGAGGCUGUAUUUUCUAUUAUGGACACAGAUUUUACUAGAUCCAUGUGGAAUUAUCCGUUUCGACUGACUUAUAGACUGAUACUCCGAGAAAAAGAAUUACACUUCAAUAUUGCUGUAUAUAACCCAAGUAAAGACUUGACAUUCAGUUUUAAUAUGUUGCUACAUACAUAUUUUAAAGUUCCAGACGUGAGACGUUGUCAAAUUACAGGAUUACAAGGCUGUACUUUUGUGGAUAAAACAAGAGAAGGUGCUAUAUAUCAAGAGGCAAGAGAUGUUGUAACUAUUGGAGAAUGGACUGAUAAAAUCUACCAAAAUACUCCUCAAGAGCAUAUAAUAACCAAUGUUGUGUCUGGUCGUAAGAUGCGUAUUCAGAAAUAUAACUUCCCAGAUACAGUAAUUUGGAAUCCAUGGGUGGAUCAAGCUAAAGAUAUGUCAGAUUUUGGUGAUGACGAAUAUCCCAAUAUGGUCUGUGUAGAAGCUGGACAUGUAUCUAGUCCAGUAAUUCUCUUACCAGGGACAGCAUUUGAAGCUAGCCAAAUUCUACAGGUUAUGUGAAUAGGACAGCAACCAUACAACUGCCCUAUCUUGUCCAUCAGUUUCUUAUAUUAUCAUGAGUAGUAAAGUAGUGUGGAUGUGUUGGUUAAACUGGUGAAAUCAGAUAUUUUUCUGUAUGAUUAUAACAAUUUUUUAUGUAUAGAAAAUACAAUUAACAGGGUAAGUGAAAAGCGUCAUAUUUAUUCAAUUUUUACAUGAGAAAUUUUUUUAUUUAGUCAAUUUAAAACUUGAACAGAAAUUGUAUAAUAAUUUUUAAAAACUGAAUGCUUUUACUUAUUCUGUAUGUUGGUAUUCCCAGUUCUAAUAAUUAUUUGAUGAGAAAAUUGCAUUUUUAAUUGUUAGUUUUCAAUUAUUCAAUGUUGGAAGGUACAUUGUAAAACAAUAUAUAAUCUAUUUAUUUUUUAUGUGAUGGAUGUGAAAAUGAAUUGGUAAAUAUUUAAAUUCCAAUAUUUUAAUUCAAAUUAAUUUAUUAUAUAUAUUUACGAUACCAAAAAGUGUACUCUUUGGUAUCUUACAUAACCCCGCAAUAAUUAUCUUUGUAUUUAUAUAUAAAUUUCUUUAAUUUCUCAAUUAAACAUUUGCAAUAUGUUUUUGUUAAUAAUCCACUAAACAUUACUUUUUAUAUUUCAAACUAAUUUUGCUAUUUAUCAAAAUAUAUUUAUUUCUAUUGAGAAAAGUAAUUACAUUUAAAAGAGGUCACAAAUUAAGUAAAUUUAUUAACAAAAACAUGAAAAAAGGUAUAAGAUAUUUAAGAAAUAUAUACUGCACACUGAACUGUUCGAAAAGCUAUUUUACACUUAUUGUGUCCCUCUCCUAUUAAAUAUAAUAUCACAAAAUUUUCAAGAAGACCCCGUUAUUUUAGAAAAACAUAAAACAAAUCUGCUAAAGCGGCGGAUGCGAGCAUUUGUGUUUCUUUGAUUCCUCAAACUUACUUCAUAGUAUUUUAGUUAGGAUUAUGUUUGUAUUUACUUAACAUCAUCAAAAUAUAAUGUAACAAUAUUGUCUGAUAUUAUCACAAAGUACUAUGGAAUAUAUUUGUGCAAUUACAUAAGCAAAAUUGGUACUAAUCUCUGCUUCAUAUUCCAAUGAACAUGUGAACAAAUUAUUGCCUGUUUGUUGACUUUAUGUUGCCUGGUAAUGUCUAUACCAUGUACUGGUUGUCAAUUUGACGUUGAGCACAUUUCAAAAAUUUGCAAAAAAAAUUCUGUCUAUGUUAGUUGCAGAGCAUUUUCAACACAAUAAAAUCCUAAGAUCGACUGUAAAUAGCAUUUUGAAGUAGUAAAAUCUGGGCUCAUAUGACAACACACAACUUUUGUGACAUAAAUUUUUAGUUUGGUUCAAUAACUAUUUUGUAAUUGAUAGUAAAAAACAAAAAAUUGGCAAAUCCAAACUUUUAAAUAGUGACAAUAUUAUUAUAUAUAAAAUUUGUAGAUACUAUAUCAUUUUAAUCAAAAUUAUUGGUUUAUAAUUGCGCUAUAGUUCAUCUGGAAAAUAUUAAAAUGAAUCGUACAUCAAAAAAUGGUAAAUAGUGAGUCACUUUUUGUGCAGUCAGUGUUAUUGAUUCAGUGAAAACUUUCAUUAUCAAAUUUUAUUUUCAAUUAUCCAAAUUAAAUGUAUUUAUUAAAAAGAGGUAGGAGGAAGGUACCGACUAUAUCCUGUAGAAAAUUCUUUGCCCAAAAAUAAGUGCAUUAGAUUGGUAUAAUCUAUCAUUCAUAAGAUAAAAUUUGUGUCAAAUAUUUUAGAACAUUUUUAUAUUAAUUUUUUCAUAAACGCCCAUAGCCAUUUCAUGGAAGGAUAAUUUUUUAGUUCCAUUAAUAUGCAGAGGUCUCAAAGAUAAAUUCAAUUUUGUGUGGUUAGAAAUUUUGUUAAAUAAAAUAGAUAUUAAAAUUAUAAAACAUUACGCUGCUCAAAACGUAGGUAAUUUUAUGGAAAUAAGAUUUAAUAAUUAUAAAAUAGACAACGAAAUGUGAAAUUUUAGAAUUAAAAAGGUAGAUGAGUUAUUAAAAACUUUAUUAUAUAGGUACGAUCUCUUUGUAUUACAAAAUAACACAAUUAUAUUGUUUUUUCAAUUGAUAAAUAUACAAAGUCAAAAUUCUUGGACCCCUAUAUUUUGAAUAAAGAUUUUUUUUUUGAAAAAACUAUUAAUGAUGUUACAUUUACCCUUAGUCGCAUGGAUUAGUACUUUCUAUACAAAGAAUAAAAUAGAAGCUGGUUUUUCCAGUUACAUACCGACACAUUAAAUAAAAGUAGAGUUUCUUUUUUUAUAAUCUUAUUACUCUCUGAAAAUUAUAGGAUGGGUCCGAGAAUUUUCAUGAUAUAUGUGCAUCAUAUUUUUCAUUCUAAUAUACAUUUACCUAUCUGAUAUCAUUGGUAUUUAAAAAUUUAGUUUUUGUAUCUACACUAACUUUUUUUAUAUUUAUUGAUAGUUUUACUCAUUUUUAUUUGAAGCUGGUCUAUCCCCAGUAAGUGAUAAAUAUAUAGACGUAGCAAUAAAAUCAACAUACAAAUGAAUAAAAAAAUACGUAAAAAUAAAGAGUUCUAGGUAGUCUGUAGACACGCACAAUCAAUAAAAUAGUACAACCGAAAUUAUAUCUUGAUAUCUUGUUAUUCAAAUUAUUGAAUGAUGUGUAGAAACCCAAUAUUUCUGUCAUAAAUUUUCUUUAUUUUAGGAUUCUAAUUUUCAUUAUUUCCAAAAAUAAAAAUAUAACAAUUAUGAAUUCCCAUACACACAAUGAAGUUUUCUAAAGUAUAUUUACCUAAUUGCCAUAUGCUGGCAGGUAGUCAGAACUUCAACAGUUGUCUCACUUAUUUUUGUAAAUUGUAAUUGCUGUCAUUUUUAUAAAGAGGAAUUUGUGAGAGUGUACCAAUGAAGCAGAUAUGGGAGUAGCUUCCACCAUUUACUAGUGGUAGAAGUCUCCAUUUAAUAAUUAUUUUAUGAAUUCUGUACAUUCGAUCAUAUAUUUGAGUAAAUAUGUAAUUUAUAUAUAUCAUUUACUAUUAACUUUUAGGUGCUGAUCUAUCAUCCACUCUCAAAAAUUUAUCUUUAUCAAAAAAAUAACUUACAAAUUGUUACUAUAAGUUUAUACAGAUUAUAAUUUUUCUUCUUUGCGGUCUGUUCAAAUGUUACACAAAUAAUGACUGAGUGCUAAGUCCUAUUACAAGAAAAGAAAUUUGAAAUUCUUUGUUUUCUUGUAAAUUUGUCGCAGACUCUAUUUUAGACGAUCUAGUGAACAAUAGUUUAGUAAAUUAUUAUAAUAACUUGAAUGUCUUCUCUGUGGUGAAACACAUGCAGCUCAAGACACUAGCCUUAUGUCGUAUACGACUGGUAGAAUUAUAUUUAUAUGGUUAUUGUAAUUUCUAUUUUUUGUGCAAUAGUAAAUCGUUUGUCAAGUUAUAAUUCAAUAACUGUAACUUAUUAUUAGGUGCUGCUUUUUAAAUAAUAAAUCAUAAUCGAAAUAAA